Molecule: messenger RNA, 1623 nt
Organism: Hipposideros armiger (great roundleaf bat)
Lineage: Eukaryota; Metazoa; Chordata; Mammalia; Chiroptera; Hipposideridae
Gene: TRHR
Product: thyrotropin releasing hormone receptor
Exons: 3
Coding region: 240-1436 (398 amino acids)
Biological process (GO): phospholipase C-activating G protein-coupled receptor signaling pathway
Cellular component (GO): membrane
Molecular function (GO): thyrotropin-releasing hormone receptor activity
Source: RefSeq, a predicted model, not a curated record
GUUUAGAGGAACUGCAGUUUUGAAGACUGAGCAUUGACUGCUAAGUGGUCUCUCUGUCAGACAAAGUAGAUGAGAUUUGCUGCGGGAUUGGAAACUUGGGCUUAUUACUGCUUCGUCCACCCAGAGAAGAAGGCAGUGCUACAGAGAAAAAGGGGGAGAGAGGCACGCUGAUAAAGGCAGGGCCCUGGAAAGAAGAUGUUUUGAGAAGUGUUUCAGAUAAACUUCUGCUGCCACGAAAGAUGGAGAACGAGACAGUAAGUGAACUGAACCAAACGCAGCUUCAGCCGCGAGCAGUGGUGGCCCUAGAAUACCAAGUGGUCACCAUCUUACUUGUGCUCAUUAUCUGCGGUCUGGGCAUCGUGGGCAAUAUCAUGGUGGUCCUGGUGGUCAUGAGAACCAAGCACAUGAGGACGCCCACAAACUGCUACCUGGUGAGCCUGGCAGUAGCCGACCUCAUGGUCCUGGUGGCCGCAGGCCUACCCAACAUAACAGACAGCAUCUACGGGUCCUGGGUCUACGGCUAUGUCGGUUGCCUCUGCAUCACGUACCUCCAGUAUCUGGGCAUCAAUGCCUCCUCAUGUUCAAUCACAGCCUUUACCAUUGAGAGGUACAUUGCUAUCUGUCACCCCAUCAAAGCCCAGUUUCUCUGCACAUUUUCCAGAGCCAAAAAGAUCAUCAUCUUUGUCUGGGCUUUCACAUCCAUUUACUGUAUGCUCUGGUUCUUCUUGCUGGAUCUGAAUAUUAGCACCUACAAAGAUGCUAUCGUGGUGUCCUGUGGCUACAAGAUCUCCAGAAAUUACUACUCACCUAUUUACCUAAUGGACUUGACUGUCUUUUAUGUUGUGCCGAUGAUCCUGGCCACGGUCCUUUAUGGUUUCAUAGCUAGGAUCCUCUUCUUAAAUCCCAUUCCUUCGGAUCCUAAAGAAAACUCUAAGAUGUGGAAAAGUGACUCAACUCAUCAGAACAAAAAUUUGAAUUCCAAGACCUCUAAUAGAUGUUUUAAUAGCACAGUAUCUUCAAGGAAGCAGGUCACCAAGAUGCUGGCAGUGGUUGUAAUUCUGUUUGCCCUUUUAUGGAUGCCUUACCGGACUCUUGUGGUUGUCAACUCAUUUCUCUCCAGCCCUUUCCAAGAAAAUUGGUUCUUACUCUUUUGCAGAAUUUGCAUUUAUCUCAACAGCGCCAUCAACCCAGUGAUUUACAAUCUCAUGUCCCAGAAAUUCCGAGCAGCCUUCAGAAAACUCUGCAACUGUAAGCAGAAGCCAACGGAGAAACCCGCUAACUACAGUGUGGCUCUAAAUUACAGUGUCAUUAAGGAGUCAGAUCAUUUCAGCACAGAGCUUGAUGAUAUCACUGCUACUGACAAUUAUUUGUCUGCUACGAAAGUGUCUUUUGAUGACACCUGCCUGGCUUCUGAAAUAACCUUUAGCCAAAGUUGAUUCAUGAAUUAGAAGAAAAUGGACCACAAAGUAAAUCCAUGCAGCCCCAGAGAGGAAAAGGCCAAUAAUCACAGUGAAGAAAGAGCAGAUAAAAUCUUUGCCAGUGCUCCAACAAGUCCUAACCCAAAAUACUUUAAGCCAUGAGAAUGACUGUAUUUUAAUUCUGAUAUCACAAAAAAGUGAAGCA